AUGCUUUCUCUCGAUCUCGAGCUCGUUGCUCCCUCUACCCACCAUGUUAAUAGCCAUGAAAAGCGUUUCGUUUCUACUUUCGCAGGACAUGCUGUUCUGUCAGCAACAUCAUUUUUAAUCCUGGUCGACGUGACCGAGAUCCACAUUCGGCUUCUCCAAGUUUUGACGUCUACAACCGACAGCAAAGACAUUCGGAUUUCGAGUCCAUUAUUCAGCAGUCGAACAGACAAAGCACCCCAGCGAAAUUCAAGGAUUGAACGGACCCUUCGAGAGGUUUCUCUGCCGGUACUGUCCAAAGAAGGGGUUGAGAAUUGUCAAGGAGGAGUUGCCUCAAAGUCUUACUUCUAUUUGGACAUUCCAACGAAUAUACCCGCAACAACAAAUACACCUAUUGGAACCAUCACCUACGAAAUAGAAGCUACAGCACCGACAUCGAAGCAUGGGAUGAUCACUCAUCGUCGACCCUUGAAUAUCAACCACCAGAUGGGUCUGACCGAUCUAAAUCAGACCCAGCAUCGCCUAAACUUCCCAACCUCGAACGCCAUACAAGGAAUGACCCUCUCACAAAACUCAACACCGAGGUCUGGACGCAGGAUCUCAUUCACAGCGACAAUCCAUACCCAUUGGGAGACAGCCCCGGCGGCUCGACUAACAGAGCUCCGCCAUCUUGUGGUGCGAGAGCUGACGUGGCAUGCUGAGGAGGUGGUUGAGAUCAUAAGCAUUGGCAGCCCCGGUGUGAAAUAUCCUAUCUGCGAGCGACGGUCGGUACGCAAGCUGUGCGAUGGGAGUAUAAAGGGAUACUGGGGAUCUGCUCGCAAUCCAUACAUUACGGAGCCUCACGGGCCGAAGGUCGACACCAAGGCAGGAGAGAAACGGGGUAUUCGCAUUCCAUUUGACUUUAAAAUUCCAAAACGGGCAAUGGCUGUGGAUGACGUUGACCUGGCCGCAUAUGAGACUGGCACCGAGGGGUUCAGCCAAGCGUUAUAUUGUGGCUUCCCCGGGGAAGAUUGUUUAUAUUCGCCGGGAAGAGUGACCAAGGGAAUCACUGUUCACCAUCAGUUGAAGAUUGAACUUGUUAUGGGGGAAGAUGUCUUUCAUACAGGUACUGGCAAGCUUGUGGAACGGAAACGGUCGCGGACUAUUGUAUGUCCUGCAAUUCCGUUCAGUGUUUGA
This is a messenger RNA of Penicillium mononematosum, 1173 nucleotides long. RefSeq lists its product as uncharacterized. The coding region runs from base 1 to 1173 and encodes 390 amino acids. Lineage: Eukaryota; Fungi; Ascomycota; Eurotiomycetes; Eurotiales; Aspergillaceae. The record is from RefSeq and is a predicted model, not a curated record. The transcript has a single exon.